Messenger RNA from Sturnus vulgaris (Common starling), 597 nucleotides. Its product is annotated as vasotocin-neurophysin VT-like. Gene Ontology annotation, molecular function: neurohypophyseal hormone activity. Gene Ontology annotation, cellular component: extracellular region; secretory granule. Lineage: Eukaryota; Metazoa; Chordata; Aves; Passeriformes; Sturnidae. The record is from RefSeq and is a predicted model, not a curated record.
CGGGCACCCUGCACCAUGGCAGAGCCUUCGCUGCCCCUCUCCUUCCUCUGCCUCCUCGCCUUGUCCUCCGCCUGCUACAUCCAGAACUGCCCCCGGGGCGGCAAGCGAGCUCUGGCAGACACAGCUCUGCGACAGUGCAUGCCCUGCGGCCCCGGCAACAGAGGCAACUGCUUCGGGCCCGGCAUCUGCUGCGGGGCGGAGCUGGGCUGCUACCUGGGCACGGCGGAGACCCGGCGCUGUGCAGAGGAAGAUUUCCUGCCCUCGCCCUGCCAGGCUGGCGAGCAGCCCUGCGGCUCCGGGGGCCGCUGCGCCGCGCCCGGCAUCUGCUGCACCGCCGAGACGUGCUCCAUGGACAGCGGCUGCUUGGACGAGGGCAGCGACGGCGCUCAGGAUGCGGCGGACGAGAAGAACCUGACGGUGAUGGAUGGCUCGGCCGGAGAUCUGCUCCUCAAGCUCAUGCACUUGGCAAACCGGCAGCAGCAGCAGCAGGGCAGGCACCCCCUGCUCUGAGCCAGGGCGUUGGGAGUCCCCCAAAACCCUGAGCGACCCCCCCACCUCGGCUCUGUACAUACGAGACCCAAUAAAAUCCUCGUGCAC